UCAUCAGGUCCCGGCCGGUGAUUACUCGCUGGCACCCGGUGAUCGCCGAGUAUCUCCGACAGGGGACAGACCUAUAUCUUCUGCACACUGCUUUGUAUGGCUCUGCAUACAAAGCAGUGUGCUUACAGUGAAGCACACACACAGCCUGCAUAAUGAAACAGCACACAGUUAACCUUUUGAUCGCCCCAGAUGUUAACCCCUUCAUGCACAGUGCCAUUAGUACAGUGUCAGUGCUUUUUAUUAGCACUGAUCACUGUAUUGGUGUCGCUGGGGAUGUCAGUGACACCAAGUCAGUUCCCCCCAGUGUCAGAAUGCCCGCCGCAGUCCCGUUUUAAGUCGCUGAUCACCGCCAUUACUAGUACAAAAAAAAAAAUCUUAAAAACCAGUAUAUAUAACGCCAUUUGUAAACGCUAUAACUUUCAAGUAAACCAAUUAAUU
Molecule: messenger RNA, 438 nt
Organism: Staurois parvus
Lineage: Eukaryota; Metazoa; Chordata; Amphibia; Anura; Ranidae
Source: the annotation of a GenBank genome assembly